AUGUCUCUAAAAAAAUAUAAAAAAAAUAAAAUAAAAUUAUUAAAAUAUAAUGGAGAAUCAACAAAUUCACUGGAAAAUUAUUCAGGAAUAGGAACUGUAAUAUUUUAUCCUCAUAAAAAUUUGAAGACAAAAGAAAAAUAUUAUGGAAAUUUAUUACAAGGAAGAAAACAUGGAUAUGGAGAAUAUAAAUAUUACAAUGGAGACUUCUACCAAGGAUCUUAUGAGCAUGAUAAGAAAAAUGGAAUAGGCACUUAUUUUUACAAUAACAGUACAAAGAAAAAAAAGGAAAAUAAGAAAUCGAAAAAGCAUGGAAAUAAAAAAGAAAGUGAAGAGGAUAAAGAUGAUGAUGAAACAAAUUCAAAUGGAGAAAAUGAAAAUAAUAAUGAAGAUGAAACUGAAGAUGAAAACGAAGAUGAAAACGAAGAUGAAAAUGAAGAUGAAGAUGAGGAUGAAGAAGAGGAUGAAGAAAAGGAUGAAGAAAAUGAUGAAACAGAUGAUAAAACAGAGGAUGAAACAGAUGAUAAAACAGAGGAUGAAACAGAUGAUAAAACAGAGGAUGAAACAGAUGAUAAAACAGAGGAUGAAACAGAGGAUGAAACAGAUGAUAAAACAGAGGAUGGAACGGAGGAUAAAGAGGUGGAUGAGGAGGAAGAGGAGGAGAAAGAGGAGGAUGAAGGUGAAGAUGAAGAUGAAGAGGAGGAUGAAAAUGAAGAUGAAAAUGAUACAUAUGAUAGGAAUGAGGAUGAUGAAAAAGAUGAUGAUAGAUAUGGGAAUAAGGAUAGUGAAGAUGAUGAUGAGAAUGAAGAUAAUGAAGAUGAGCAUAGUGAUAAUGAAGACAUAAAAUAUAAGGAAAGUAGAUAUGAGGAUAAAAAUGAAAUGAAUGAAGAUGAAUAUAGAGACAAAUAUUAUAAUGACGAUAAAAAUGAUAAAGAUAGUAAAGAAAAUGAAAACGAAAAAAAUAAAGAAUAUUAUAAAAAAAAAAAAAUUUCUAAAAAAAUUUUGUAUUUAAUGAAAAAUUUUGAUAAAGCAAAAGGAAAAAAAUACAUGAUUAAAAAAAAAAAUUAUUAUUAUGGUAAUUAUUUUAAUGGAUUAAAGCACAAUAAUGGAAUGAUGGUAUAUGAAAAUGAAGACAUAUAUGUUGGAAGUUGGAAAUUUGGAAAAAAAAAUGGAUGGGGAAAAUAUAUAUAUAAAAAGUGUAAAAGUAUAUUAGAAGGAUAUUGGGUAGAUGGAUAUAUAUCGUAUGGGAAAUGGAUAUUGCCAAAUGGAAUGUAUUUUGUUGGUAACUUUAAAGAUAACAAACCUAUUGGCAAUGGCGUAUGGGUUUUUAAAGAUAAAACUCAAUUAAAUGUUUUUUAUGAUCAAAUUGAAAUAAAUUCUAAAAGAAAGAAAAAAAAAAGUGGAAAAUGCUCCAAUAUUGUAUUGAAAUAUAAUCCAUUGUAUAUUACAUCAACUAGAGAAGCGUGUUGA
This is a messenger RNA of Plasmodium relictum, 1467 nucleotides long. RefSeq names its product conserved Plasmodium protein, unknown function. The coding region runs from base 1 to 1467 and encodes 488 amino acids. The record is from RefSeq and is a predicted model, not a curated record. Lineage: Eukaryota; Apicomplexa; Aconoidasida; Haemosporida; Plasmodiidae. The transcript is spliced from 6 exons.